Odontomachus brunneus is the source of this 2295-nucleotide messenger RNA. RefSeq lists its product as uncharacterized. NCBI's taxonomy places the organism in Eukaryota, Metazoa, Arthropoda, Insecta, Hymenoptera, Formicidae. The transcript has 3 exons. Gene Ontology annotation, biological process: regulation of transcription by RNA polymerase II. The record is from RefSeq and is a predicted model, not a curated record. The coding region runs from base 641 to 2275 and encodes 544 amino acids. Gene Ontology annotation, molecular function: DNA-binding transcription factor activity, RNA polymerase II-specific; transcription cis-regulatory region binding. Gene Ontology annotation, cellular component: nucleus.
UCAGUUCACUGCACGUUACGUAGUCCGAACUGUGUCGUGAAGUUAAUCGAAUAUCAACGAGGUUAUUCUCGAAUUACCUGAAAAGAUACGUUUGAAAUUUGAAUUGAAAACGAAAAUGAGGUUAAAUAAACGGAAAUAUUAAUGAAUCGUUUGAGAUAUCAAAGAUCAACAAGAAUAUGAUUCCGACUAGUUGAGAUUGUCUUUUUUAUGCGAUUACGAUUCUCACGCUAAAUCAUAAUAUCUCGGGUCGCAUUUUUGAGGAAAUUACCUCCAUACUCUAUAGUAUAUGUAACGUGAACUAUAGUUAUUGAGUAAGGCCGCGUUCCGUUUCACGCAUAUGCGCGCAUUUAUCUAUAGUUCGUGUCACGUAUAUUGUAGGCAAUGCGCGCAUAAUGCGUGAAACGGAACGCAACUUAAAAUUUUCCUCAAAAAAAAAUGUUUUGGAAUGCAACCUCGGUACAAAAGUCACUUUGCGGCUACUUACACGUCGGAAGUGACAAGUUUUGCGAAAUUAUUGAUAAAUCUUAAUAGAGAGACGCGUCAUUUGAAAGAAUAUAUACUCGUUAGAAAUUGUAUGGGAUGUCUUUUGCAGAUAUCGAUAGACGUUUUGUCGGCGAGUAGCGCGCGAACAUAACCUCCAAUGGCGAAGAAACCGUCGACGGUAAGCACGUCGUUGUGCGAGAAAACGAUAUGCCCUUCGCCGGAGGAACUGAGUGUGAUAGUCAACAGUGUUAAAUGCGAACAAUGUGGCCUUGUGUUUCGGAAUCAGCCGCGCUACCGGCUGCAUGAUCUCAAGGUGCAUCAGCGUAAAAACCUAGAUAAAACUGCGAAGGAGAACGUACGUUAUCACUGUCCGGUGCAAUCCUGUGUCUAUGCCAUCAAUUCUCAGCGAUAUUUUAGCACCAUGAAGUACUUGAAACAGCACUAUUUGAAAGUACAUGCAGAGAAGACUUAUACAUGCAAUCUCUGCAACAAAAGCUUCUCUACUGAAGCUGCCAAGGAGGGACAUAUGAGAGUCUGUGGUAUAGAAUUUACAUGCUCCUGCUUGAAAACUUAUACUACAUACGAAGCACUGCUCACACAUGCAAAGAGAUCCUUACAUACUAUAACAGAGAAAUACAAAGGUUCUUUGAGAUGUACCAACUCCAAGACAAUGCGAAUCAUCCUACCGACUGGAACGAUAAACAAGCCCGUGACGAUAUUGCCUAGUCUAGACAAAUCCGAUAAAAACAGCGAGAACGUUGGCACUAUAGCGAAAAGUACAUCAGACAUUGGCGUACAGACGGACGAUUACAAGAGAAACCGAAAGAUACUGAGUCCGCCCAAGUUCAAUAAUAACAAUCAUCCGCACUGCAACCCAAAACGUCGGAUAUCUAAGCAAACGCAGACCAACGAUUUUUACAAGGAGAAAAACAGUGGGAGAUCGAUGGAGACGCAAACCACGACGGAAAUGCAUAAGCGCGUGACGCGCGCCAGUCGUACGCUGUCGUCGAAACAGUCGGUGCAGCAUGCGCUGCUGAAGGAAGACCUCAAUCUCGGCAGUAACUUUGCGCCGGCCAACUUGUUCCCGGCGAGCCCGUUACCGCUUCGUCACGAUGUUGGACUGCAAGACUUUUGGGAGGAAAAGAGCACGUCGGGCACGCAGACGAUACCCGAGAAGGAUAUGUUUGAGACGUUCAACGACAGCGUCACGCAAACGGAAUUCGAGACGCUCUACGAGCAUAGUCGCAAUCCUCUCAUACAGUGCGUGCCGAAAAGCAGCGUGGCGCUGAUGACAUUGCCCUACGUCGAAGGCUACCCAUUUGUCUCCGCCGAGACCGGCAUAUCGUCCCAGGUGGAUCCUCUGUUGACCGGCGCCAAGACCACUGCGUUCGACGACAGAUUCAGUAGCAUAGAGACGCAGACCGAGCAGGCGUUCUCGCCGUCGUACUUUUAUUCCGAGUCUCUGUCGCGUUCUUUCACGUUAAGUUCCAACAUCGAGACGCAAACCACGGACAAUCUCGACAACAUGGAGCAACUGUUAUACAAUAACACGUGCACGCAGACCUGCAGCGAAAUGCUGUCUUCCGAUUUGGGACUGAUGUCCAACAUACAGACGCAGACCGCCUGGUCCCACGACGACACUACCGUCUCUACCGAGACGCAAACCAAGUCGCUGAUAUGCGAGGCCGGCUGUAAUAUUCCUAUGGGCGCCUGCAGAUCCUGGUUGAACACGCAGACCAGUCACACUGAAACACAAACGGAUCUGUUGAGUAUCUUUGAGGGAUUGCAAUAACACGUUCCGAUCGUUACUUA